ACACGCUCGACCUCUAGAAUUCUACCUUCUACCAAGGCCCUUCUUCGUCCCACAACAAAAGCUACACACUCCGUGAUCCCCAGCCGGCUCUUUGCAACCCCGCGAAUUCACGCUUUACGAAACGUUCCUGUCAGAACCAUGUCUCUCAUUCCACGCUGGCCUGAGCGAGAAUUCAGCUCCCUUUUCCGUCUCCUCGAUGACUACACUGACCACGUCGCCUCUCGCAAUACACCCACGGGAGUGAGAUCGUUCGCUCCUCGAUUUGACGUCCGCGAGACAAAGGAAGCAUACCACCUGGACGGUGAACUGCCCGGAAUCUCUCAGAAGGAUGUAGACAUCGAAUUCACCGACUCUCACACGCUGGUCAUAAAGGGAAAGACGGAGCGCGAGUACAGCUCUCCCAAUGCCGAUGAAGGGGACAAGAAAGCGGAUCACCGAUACUGGGUCAGCGAACGGUCGAUUGGCGAGUUCCACCGGACAUUCACGUUCCCAACGCGUGUCGACCAGGAUCGUGUCAAGGCAAGCCUGAAGGAUGGAGUGUUGUCCAUUGAGGUCCCGAAGGCAGCACCGGCAGCGGCGAAGAAGAUCACAGUGACCUAAAGUUCCUGCUGCUGAGGGCUGUAGGGGCAUAUGCAUUAUGUAGCUGUGUGGAUACGAUGAGGGGCAGCACCAUUUGAAAGUUAGGGAUAUUUCGAAUAGGACUUCUUAAUUGUACAAGAGCCCAACCUCCCACACUAUUGCAGUCAGAUUGAGACGUAGGACCUCAU
Messenger RNA from Paecilomyces variotii, 767 nucleotides. RefSeq names its product 30 kDa heat shock protein. The coding region runs from base 139 to 600 and encodes 153 amino acids. The transcript has a single exon. The record is from RefSeq and is a predicted model, not a curated record. Gene Ontology annotation, biological process: protein complex oligomerization; response to heat; response to salt stress. Lineage: Eukaryota; Fungi; Ascomycota; Eurotiomycetes; Eurotiales; Thermoascaceae.